CGUGAGUCGGAAGUGUUGUUACUGAGGCUGAACCAUUACUAAGUCGAAAAUGCGAGGAUUGGUCGCACUACUUUGUUGUCUUUGCCUGCUCACUACGUCGUUCUGUGUACGACAUCCUGCAAGAACACUACCGAAAGUCGCAAACCAAGAUCACAACCGAUAUGUUGUACGAUUGAAGGAGGGGAAGGACGUACGUCAUGUCCAUGAUACGCUAGCUAGUGAAGCCGAAUUGAAAGGACACACAUUUAGACGAACCAUGGAAUCAAGGAAACGGAACACUAUGGUGGUAGAAAUGGAUUUGACGGCUCUUGAUAUGGUCAAAACACACGACGAUGUGGAGGUGGUUGUUAAGGAUAUCCGUCUGGAUCCUCCUCAAGGGAACCCAGAUGUUGUAAUGACGCCAACAGAUGACGUGCCAUGGCAUCUGGACCGAAUAAACCAACGCGCAUUACCACUGGAUGGAGCUUUUUCCUUCGGAAAUAAAUGUUGCCGUGGUCGCGAUGUAAACAUAUAUGUGAUAGACAGUGGAAUUCGGGAUACGCAUGUAGAUUUCCAAAGAAAUGGCGUUAGCAGAGUGGUACAUCUCGAGGAUAUCAUUGGAGGAGCGGGAUUUGGAACCGACUGCUUGGGCCACGGCACUGCGGUAGCGUCUGUUGCCGCGGGCGGCAGUUACGGCGUUUCAAAUCAAGCUUCUCUGUUUGAUGUAAGGAUAUUCAACUGUGUAGAUGGCACAUACCUAAGUCACCUGGAAUAUGCAAUAACAGCCAUAUUGGAUUCAGGUAGUCCUCCAGGUAUUAUUGUUAUGUCUGUCACAGCUUUUGCGCCAGCAUACGACGAUGAAUAUGUACCCUGGAUAACCAGUUUCAACGCUUUAGCUACCCAAGCUGUUAAUGCCGGCCAUAUUUUAGUAACAGGUGCAGGCAACGAUGCGGACUUUGCAGAAUAUUAUCUUCCAGCGUCAAGUGGGUUUGUUAUUACUGUCGGUGCAUCUUCGAAGAAGGACAAAAUAUGUGGAUUUUCUAAUAUUGGGUACGCUGUGGACUUGUACGCUCCGGGGUAUGCUCUACCGUCUGCGUCUCAUACCGGUGACACCGAGGUGGUUUUAAGGUCGGGAACCUCCUUCUCAGCACCUUUGGUAGCAGGCCUGUGUGCUUCUUUGCUGGGUGUUAAUGACACAUUAAACCAUUCCGCUAUGCUGGAUAAAAUUUUAGAAGAUGCCACUGAUGGCGCACUGAUCAACGUAGAAGCAUGGACUGAAUCGGUUAAUCUACUUGCCUAUGGCACCCCUCUACUGCAUAACUGUUAAUAUGCAUAAACAUGAAUUAAUAUGCAAAAACAUAAAUUAAUAUGCAUAAACGUAAGAUAGUAUGACAGCCUAUAGUUAGAUAUAGUUGCUUGUACAUUUUUAAAUAUUAUGUUUACGAUUCCACAAAGUGCGUACAAUGUAAACUCGUUCUUGGUGUACAAAUGCCAUGGUUUGUGGAGCACAUUGAUGUAUGGCUAUUGUACUUAAUAUACUGUUACAUUGUACUUGAAAUGGUAUUGUAGCACAAUAUACUGAAUUGACUCGCUCAACAAUUGGAAUCAACUUCGGCAAUAAAAAAAAAUCUUAGCAUG
Saccoglossus kowalevskii is the source of this 1617-nucleotide messenger RNA. RefSeq lists its product as uncharacterized. Gene Ontology annotation, molecular function: serine-type endopeptidase activity. Lineage: Eukaryota; Metazoa; Hemichordata; Enteropneusta; Harrimaniidae. The record is from RefSeq and is a predicted model, not a curated record. Gene Ontology annotation, biological process: proteolysis.